AGCCGCUCCGGCAGGGGGCGCCGUUGCCUCAUUCGGGUGCCCGGCCCCGCAGCCCCUGGCCUCCCCCGCAGGUCUCUGAGCUCGGGGCGGCCGCCCCGGACCCAAUUGGGCCCCAGUGGAGCCGAGCCCCGCCGCCUCGUCUUCCGCAACUCCGGCUCGGAGCGACGUUCGCCCGCUGGUAGUGCCGCCGGGUGCCGGGCGCCACGGGGCCGAGCGCACCGAGUCAGGUGGGGACCGAGCGAGACGUGACCCUGGGGCUCGCGCUGCAGGACGUGAGACCUGGGUAUCUGCGCCCCGGGCCUGGCGCCCCCUCCUCCCGGCUGAGAGCCCAAGCCGAGCGCUCGGCCCGUGUCGCCUCCCCAGACACCCCUGGCGCGGGAGCCAGCUGUCUCGGGCCGGCGAGCCCUGCACCCGGCCCCGGGGCCAGAUCCAGAGGCCGGGGAGCCGGGGCUCAGGGCCCCCCAGGUGGGGUGGGGGGCGGGGCGGGAGGCGGAGCCAUCUCUCUCUCUCUCUCUCUCUCUCUCUCUCUCUCUCUCUCUCUCGCAGGGGCGGGCCCGGCGCAGGGUAUAAAAGCUGCCCGCGCGGGAGCCCAAGCCAGCUCCGGGGUUGUCCUGGGACGUGUCCUGGCUCCCGAGUCUCACGACCAGGCGACGGCGACAUCUCUCUUGACGAAAAGACUCGGCGUCCAGUGCUCCGACCAAAGCAUCAUGCCCAACUUCUCCGGCAGCUGGAAGAUCAUCCGAUCGGAAAACUUCGAGGAUUUGCUCAAAGUGCUGGCUGGAAGGUGUACCCAGUGCCGCGUGUGCUAAGUCCUGCACACGUCACCCAUGCUGUGGGCUCCACUUUAUGCUUGAGGAACCCGAGGCCCAGAAAGGUUCCGUCACCUGCCCAGAGUCACCUGGCCUGCCAGAGAGGCCGAGCCACGUGGAUGUCAGGGCCGAGUGGAUCUCACUGCAGAAUCUCUGGCUUCCCCAGGCCAUUUGGGUGAACGUGAUGCUGAGGAAGAUCGCCGUGGCGGCGGCAUCCAAGCCGGCAGUGGAGAUCAAGCAAGAAGGAGACACCUUCUACAUCAAAACCUCCACCACGGUGCGCACCACGGAGAUCAACUUCAAGAUCGGAGAGGAGUUCGAGGAGCAGACGGUGGACGGGAGACCCUGCAAGAGCCUGGUGAAAUGGGAGAGUGAGAACAAAAUGGUCUGCGAGCAGAGGCUUUUGAAGGGAGAGGGUCCCAAGACCUCGUGGACCAGGGAGCUGACCAACGACGGAGAGCUGGUCCUGACCAUGACGGCGGAUGAUAUCGUGUGCACCAGGGUCUAUGUCCGAGAGUGAGCGGCCGACGGUCCAAGGGCUUCCAGAGCCGCCCCCCAGCCCCUGCUCCCUGCCCCACUGCCCUUCCCCCUUCCUUCUAGGCUAGCUCUCCCCUCACCCCGCUCACUCCCGGGGAUGCUGGGAUGCCUCCAGCGGGGCUCUGCUUUUUGGGGCCUCCCCUUCCUCUGCUCCCCCAACAAAGAGGGAUGGAUGGUAAGAACCCUGAUCACCUGGUCCAGAAUCACUCCCCUUCCCCAGCCAGCAGUCCCAGCCCCAAACCAGCCCAGAGCACAGCCCUUCUCUCUGUGAGGGGACCUGAGGGCCCCAGUGGGAAAGAUGGCCCUCUGGUUUCCACUCUUUGUCCCGGUAGCCUACACAGUGUAGAAUAUUUAUUGGUUAAUUUUAUUAAAAUGUUUUGAAAAAUACAACCCGUCUCUGGCUCCUUGGG
Molecule: messenger RNA, 1756 nt
Organism: Panthera uncia (snow leopard)
Lineage: Eukaryota; Metazoa; Chordata; Mammalia; Carnivora; Felidae
Gene: CRABP2
Product: cellular retinoic acid binding protein 2
Exons: 5
Coding region: 847-1329 (160 amino acids)
Biological process (GO): fatty acid transport
Cellular component (GO): cytosol; nucleus
Molecular function (GO): fatty acid binding
Source: RefSeq, a predicted model, not a curated record